Messenger RNA from Rhodofomes roseus, 1029 nucleotides. RefSeq lists its product as uncharacterized. The transcript has a single exon. The coding region runs from base 1 to 1029 and encodes 342 amino acids. Gene Ontology annotation, molecular function: protein binding. NCBI's taxonomy places the organism in Eukaryota, Fungi, Basidiomycota, Agaricomycetes, Polyporales, Fomitopsidaceae. The record is from RefSeq and is a predicted model, not a curated record.
AUGAUCGGGACCCGUGCAGAACUCGAGCACAUCAUCCCGUUCGGCGAGGUCGCCCUGAAGAAACCACUCCCGAGCAACGGGGGAGAGCGGCCCUUCCGCGUGCAGGAGACGGAGCAGAAGGGCCUGGGGAUGUUCGCGACGCGGGUGAUCAAGGCGGGCGAGCUGGUCCUCGCGGAGCGGCCGACGGUGCUCUCGCCAAGAGACUCGCUGGGCAACAAGUACUUCGCGCCCCUCGAGCCCGCCUUCUACGACGCCGCGCUCGCGGCGCUGUCGGAGGGCGCGCGCGCGGCGUUCAUGACGCUCGUCGACCGGUGCUCGCUCGGCAAGCGGGCGCACCCGCUCGCGGGGCGCAUCAUGACGAACGGGUUUACCGCGGGGAAUCUCCUCGGCGAGGACGCAGAGGACAACCCGCAGGACGUCGUCUUUGCCGCGACGUACCUCCUGAUAUCGCGCGCGAACCAUGACUGCAUCCCGAACGCGCACUACCACUGGCACAGGGCGCGCUGGUGUGGGCAGUUGCACGCGACGCGGGACAUCGCCGCGGGCGAGGAGAUCACGGUGAAGUACACGACGCUCACGACGCACGCGGAGCGCCAGGCAUUCUUCCAGAAGCAGUAUUCGUGCAGCUGCCUCUGCAGGACGUGCCUGGACGCCUCGCCGGAGGACGUGAGGCGCAGUGACGAGCGUCGGGAGGCUGUCGUACAGCUGUUGUGCAGGUUGGAGAACGCGUUGGACCCCUCGGCGUACCCUCUGCUGCAGGACUCCGAGGAGCGGGCAGUCCGGCGGACACUGGAGUGCGCACGGCGGGAGGGUAUGAUGUUCCAGUAUGCGAACAUCUUGCAUCAGGGUAGUCGGAUUAUGCAGAUGCAGGACAGCCCACUGGUGGCGUUUGACUGGCUGAAGGAGGCCAGGAGGGCAUAUGCGAUGAUCCUUGGGGAGGACUCAAUAGGGGUCGUACAGGUCGACGAUAUUGGUCAGUACUUGGUGGAUCGCAUGCGGGCUCGCGGUAUGCAGUGUAGUUGGCCUUAG